AUGUCCGCUCUUCCUUUCGAGUUGGAGCAAGAUAUUUUUGAAAACGCUGCCAACAGUGACCGUCGUUCGGCCUUGAAUCUGGCCUUGGUGGCCCAGCGAGUACGGUUCUGGGUGGAACCUGUCAUUUACAACUGCGUCGCACUGCAAUAUGGAGGUAGCGAUUCAGCAAGAGUCUUGGAGGGAUUUAUUUCUGCCAUGAAGACCAAGCCCGCCUCGUUUUUUGCUAGAUAUGUCAAGACACUUCUCCUCUCUGACAUUCCGGCGUGCUUCAUGAUGGAGAUUCUUGCAGUCUGCACCGGCAUUACAGAUCUUAGAGUAUGGCCAUACACUCCAUCAGCCGUCGCGCAAUUUGUCGUUGCCAGCUCCAUCCGCCCCACUCACCUGUCUUUUUCUGCUGAGCAACUCGCAGCACAUAGUCGCGCCCCAAACUUUGCCCUUCCAUUUUACCAGGAGCUUACGCAUCUGGAACUACAUGAUACCUGGGGCCAGUUAAUGGCCUGGGCACCAAAUUUUGCAAUGCUCCCGCAAUUGACACACCUUGCUUUCGUAUUUGGUUCCCCAUUCUCGAGCGGCGCUAUAGCCAGCUAUGCCCUAAGCGCCAUAUUGGUAAACUGCAGCAAGCUCAAGGUCUGCGUACUUCGUUGCAUACUCAGCGAGGAUGAACUUCGGUUUGGGCAGGAUGCAGCGAUUGCCAAAUCCAUCACGGAUCCCCGUGUCGUGGUCGUGGGUUGGCGCCGUUCACAGGCGAGGUGGGCGGGUGGCCAAAAUCAGAAUGGCACGUGUUUAUCCUGCAGUAAUGUUAGGACGAAGAUGCCAGUGGACAUUUAUGCGCGGUGUAGACAUAUAUUAUGACUAUGCUCCAUUUCGUUACUAUUUGUACGAUCAACCUGUAGGGACAGUGAGCUUGAUGUGUAGAAUAAGUAUGGUGAUAGACUGUAGGCCAGCGAUCGUCGUACCAUACACGGUUGAGUGGACCAAAACAGUGCGCUAUAUGUACGUCUGAGCCGUCGGAUGCAUAUGAAAUGCUGUGACGAGUGAUGUGUGCGAGAUCACGCUACAACUAGACACUUUCAACGAGAUGCAAGGAUGGCAGGGUGUGGUCGAAUGGUCUAACAAUAUAAGAUUACUGUGUUAGUUAGCUUCAUCCACUGGACAAAUUGAACCGUUUAGUAGGUGGUCGUUGCAAACGGCGAGCGUUACGUAUGAUAAAAAAUGAGCAGGACUUGUAGACCGUGCCACCAUCCU
Messenger RNA from Suillus subalutaceus, 1245 nucleotides. RefSeq lists its product as uncharacterized. The transcript is spliced from 3 exons. The coding region runs from base 1 to 852 and encodes 283 amino acids. The record is from RefSeq and is a predicted model, not a curated record. Lineage: Eukaryota; Fungi; Basidiomycota; Agaricomycetes; Boletales; Suillaceae.